Zophobas morio is the source of this 4088-nucleotide messenger RNA. It is a transcript of the gene IA-2, whose product is annotated as receptor-type tyrosine-protein phosphatase N2. The record is from RefSeq and is a predicted model, not a curated record. Gene Ontology annotation, biological process: protein dephosphorylation; regulation of secretion. NCBI's taxonomy places the organism in Eukaryota, Metazoa, Arthropoda, Insecta, Coleoptera, Tenebrionidae. Gene Ontology annotation, cellular component: synapse; secretory granule. The transcript has 12 exons. Gene Ontology annotation, molecular function: protein tyrosine phosphatase activity. The coding region runs from base 237 to 3245 and encodes 1002 amino acids.
UAAACCAAGUACAAUCCCUUGAAAUAAUCGAUUUUCGACCUACGUACGCCUUCGCAAAGACGACACAGCGCCGGCGCCCAGCGUCAUCUCGAACAGACGACUUAAUAGCACAGAAAUUUCAGAGGGCUAGGUGACGGCGUCCCAUAGCCCAAAUUCCUGCUGAAUUUUCUAAUUGUUCCGCGAUCGACGUAUCACAGGAAGCAAUGCUGUGAACGGCCUCUUCUGAACACCAGGCCAUGCCGUGGCCGGGCGUACCGUUACGGAUCGCUCUUCUGCUCCUGGUCGCCACCGUCGGUCCUCCGGGAGUCCGUUCUGAGGGUAACGUCGGCUGUUUGUUUAGCGAACGGCUGUGCCUGGAAGACGAAUGGUGCUUCGACGAUUACGCUUUCGGCCGUUGUUUGCCACCAGCUGCGGACGUAGACGAAGACGACUUAUACAGAUACAAUCUCGAGAGGGAAGUCCUGCACCAGAUAAGCCGGGAAUUACGGCGACUGUUCGCUUUGGGCUACCGAUGGAGUCACGGAUACACGCAAUGUCGGCUGCAGGCGAUGUUGUACGCUACCAAGCACGACAUCUCGUUCGAAAACAACGCCUGCUCCCACUUGGUGGACCAAGACCUGGAAGGCGCCCUCAAAGCUCUGGAAGGACAGGAUCCCCUGGACCCUCGAGAAAUGGCCAUCGUCAAGUACACUCCCAGCAUUGAAGAUCCUCAUGCCGAUUUCGCCGACGAAGUCUACUACCCGCCGGUCGACGACACACCUCAACAAACCAUCCGAGAGAAAAUUCUAGCCCCUAACGCUGUAGAUCUUUUCGACAUGGAAGACCCUUACGCACAAGUCGUUAAACGAACCUGGAUUCCACAGAUGCAUCGACGUUCCCCGCCUUUGGGUUACUUUAGCGAAAACUACAACACUCCCAACGAUUUUAGAGCAGGCAGAGAGUCUAAAGACGAUCUCGAGUAUCUUCCCGAAGCCGACGAUUUGACGGUUGACGACCUGCGCGAGAUGUACCCUCUGGUCAAGUAUUUGAGUCGAGUGAAUUUGAGUCCGGAAGAGGUCCAUGAGACUUUAACGCCAGACGAGUACGAAAAGUUAUCGAAGUUGUUGGACGAGAUCGAAGAAACGAAUAUGAAGCUGCGCAACGAACAGGAAGAGGAGGAGGAAGAGGACGACCCUUUCGAGAAGUUCACCUUGACUUACAACACUCCUGAUAAUUUUCGAGCAGGGUGGGAAUCGCGGGAUGCUCUAGCUUACGGUGACGACUUCCCAGAAUCGCGAAUCUACUUUGACGAAAACGACGAGUCGAACGAGGAAUACGGGAGCGGGUACAACACCCUACCUGGAGGCGUGUUUAGAGAACUGAAGAACAAAUUCGAUCACGACAAUAAUUUUAAUACCAAAGAAAUUUUUAGGGAGCUGCAACACAAACACAGGAGCGGGCCCGGCGUGUACACGGAGGGUGGAGUGGUCUACGCUCCGCGCUCUGACGAAGAACGCGACAUGAGGGAAAAUCUUGACAAGCUUCUGACUAACUAUAAUGUGGGGUUUAAGAGACCAGAGCGGCUCGAUGUUAAGAAACCUGGGCCACGGUUCGACGCACAAAUUCCGGACGGCAAAAGAGCUGUUCCUAACCUUCACGACAACUUUCAUCCAAGGAAAAUGUACCCGCACGAAAUGGUCAGCGAGGCGGCGCCUCAGGAGUCCUACAUCGUGGAUACGGAUUAUGUGUACGUCGAGUUCGAGAACAACGUCUACAAAUGGGCCGAAGGUAAACAACUAAUCGGCAACAUCUCUAACCUUUUGGGAUUAGAACCGUCAGCGUUCAGCCACGGACGAGUGGACCAUAAUGAAGUUACUUUCAAAGUGGAACCGAACAACAAAGGGUGGAAUUCGACUCAAGUGGCCGAGCAAAUCGGUUUGAUCAAGGAAACUCUUAAGGACGCAACGGGCAUCGUAAUCACGGCAGCUGGAAUCGGAGACAAGACGAAAAUGAGAACAGUAAUAUCAUCCCCAAUCUACGACAACGAAUUUUACAUCGUAAUCUUCAUGGUGUGCGGCGUAUUAGGGGCGAUGAUAGUCGCAGCAACUCUCUUGAUCCUGAUCAAACGGCAUCUCAAAUCCAAGGAGAAAUUGCAAGGCUUAUCCCGUCCAGACACCGAAGCUAGUAAGGAUUACCAAGAUUUGUGCAGAGCCCGAAUGGCCACUAAAGGACAACCGGUCGGCGAGACGGUUCACGGCAGGAUAACGUCGCUGUCUCGAGAAUCCGAACAGAGUCCUUCGAGCCGCUCGAGCACGUCUUCUUGGAGCGAAGAACCGGCCCUGCACAAUAUGGACAUCUCGACCGGUCACAUGGUCUUGAGCUACAUGGAGGAUCACCUGAAGAACAAGGACCGCCUGGAGCAGGAGUGGGUUGCUCUGUGCGCUUACGUGGCCGAACCCUGCGACAUCACCAUCGCGUCGAAGAAAGAGAACGUCGAGAAGAACAGAUACAUGGACAUCGUCCCGUACGACCACGCCCGCGUCGUCCUCAACGAGUUAUCCAACGCUUCGGGCUCCGACUACAUAAACGCUUCCAGUAUUACGGACCACGACCCCCGCAAUCCAGCCUACAUCGCCACCCAAGGACCGCUCCCGCACACCGCACCCGACUUCUGGCAGCUGAUUUGGGAGCAAGGAGCCGUGGUUAUCGUCAUGCUGACCCGGCUCACGGAAGGGGGCGCCGCCAUGUGUCAUCGCUACUGGCCGGAGGAAGGCUCCGAGCUCUAUCACAUCUACGAAGUCCAUCUCGUCAGCGAGCACAUCUGGUGCGACGACUACCUGGUCCGCUCCUUCUACUUAAAGAACGUCCGCACCGGCGAAACCCGAACCGUCACCCAGUUCCACUUCUUGUCCUGGCCGGAGUCCGGCGUCCCGGCUUCCACCAAAGCCCUGCUCGAGUUCCGAAGGAAAGUCAACAAGUCGUACCGGGGCCGGUCAUGUCCGAUAGUCGUCCACUGCAGCGACGGCGCCGGCAGGACCGGCACCUACUGUCUCAUCGACAUGGUGCUGAGCAGGAUGGCCAAGGGCGCCAAAGAGAUAGACAUCGCGGCAACGCUCGAACAUCUGCGCGACCAGAGACCUCGCAUGGUCGCCACCAAACAGCAGUUCGAAUUCGUUUUGACCGCCGUCGCCGAAGAAGUCCACGCUAUUCUGAAAGCUUUGCCACCGCAACCUUCUCCCGCUCAGGCUGAUAAGGACAAACAGUAAACCGAUCCGUUCCAAGCGAGCAACUCCCAACAACCAGCCCUGUUAGGGGUUACUCGACUCCGCUUUCGGACCUGACAAAUUCUUCAUCUUCGCACACGUACCUUGCUGUUGGUUUCACAUGUCUGAUUACAUAUCCAUCGAUUUCGCAGAUCUGCUGAUUUAUUUUUCUCACGAGGUUACAGAGUGUCCAAGUUGAUGUUAUUGAGAUAUGUUUCAACCUAUAUAAUUAUCUGUAAAGAUAUAUAUUUUGUGUAUAAAUGUAUCAACGUAAGAGCUACAGUAUAUUUUCCUGAUCGGUUGGUUACAUCUAAAAGUCAAUUCUUGAAGUAACGCGUUUCCAAUCACGAGCCUACAAUCAGCAACACCUUUUGCUUCGUCAAGGAUGUGGAGGAUCAUUUGUAUUAAUAUUUUUGGUCACCAGCCUCCCAAAAAUGUUGAUACGGAAAAGCUUUGUUCUUCUUCUCUUCCUCGUCUUCUGUUUCGUCCUUUUGAUUCUACUCGACGCUUACCAUAAUAAAAUUCAGACUGAAUUUAAUGAGAAAUGUAAACUUUAUUUAUUUUUUAUGGAGUUUUAUUAAAAUCAUAAAGAGGGCUGAAGCGAGGGAACUUUCAUACUCUUAUCAUCAUCGAGGGAACGACUCUGGUUUCAGCCGGUUAUUAUAUUAUGAGAGAUGACAAAAACUUAACGAUUAAACGUUUAAGAGAAUUUAAGAGAAAAUAAGGUAUAAUUACAAAUGUUCUAUGCUAUAAUGUCAACUAACUAUAUUUUGUCAGAUAAUGUUAUGUAUUAAAAUCAUUAAUGUACUGAAUUUAUCUGAAUUAGAAUAGUAUAAUGUAAACUAA